Molecule: messenger RNA, 1353 nt
Organism: Symbiodinium necroappetens
Lineage: Eukaryota; Dinophyceae; Suessiales; Symbiodiniaceae
Source: the annotation of a GenBank genome assembly
AUGGCAAGUGGGUCAAUGAAGGCUAUGGCAAGUGGGUCAACGCCGGACCCCGAGCGUCUCGACAGCAUCGUGCCAGACCCAUGUCCAUUGCGAAUGCCGAAGACAGGGACAGGUGCAGAGUCCCUUCCGGAGUUCCUUCCACUCGGGCACCGUCCAACCAUGAGGACCUUGCGUUCUGCACUCAACAACCUUGUGUUGGGGCGGUUGGUUGUGGAUGUCGAGAGCAUUCCUGAGGUGCCUCUCAACCAGGAAAAGUGCUGUCAGGCUUGUAUCGAUCGGCUCUGUGUCAUGCUUUUGCUACCCAUUGGCGUGGUCCUACACGGCCGACCUUGCUGGGUAAUGACUGUUCGCAGUGCCUCGGUGAUGACGUGCACAGUGCUGUGGGCAGCGUGCUUGUACUCGGCGAUUACUCGAGGAAGCACGGGGUGGGAAAGGAGCAGCCGCUGGCUACAUGUGUCGGAAGCAACUGCGAACCUGAUCCUCUUGUUGCUGAAAGCUUGCAGCGUUAGCUUCCACGAGUUCAAUUCUCAUGUGAAGGAGGCCAUGCAGUCCCAAAACAUGGGUCCAUCCCCAAAGUCGGCCAUCAAACGGCACAUCCUUGUGAUCAUGGCAUGCCUCACCUGGUGGAUGAUUGGCCAUGUCGCGAAGGUCCGACUUGUUGCAAUGAGCGGUGGGCAGAUGACAUGGCAAGUCGCCGUGUUGCCUUGCCUCCAAUGGCUUUAUCGUGCGGCUUGGGUUUUAUGGCUCCUGCGUUUGAACGAGUUUGUCAACGAGCUCGUGGACGCCUUCUGCCGGAGCUGCGCGAGUACCCCUGAAGGUGUUGACUUAGCCUACAUCCGCUGGGCUCGCAUCUCUGCUUUAGUCGGGCAGAUCACACGUCAUUGCCAGACAGUAUAUGGAGUCGUGUGUGUGACUGCGUUGACGGGUGGAGUUGCCCCCAUUGCGGAGAUAUUCAUGCCAUGCAGCUCCUCGCAGAGCAUCGACUGGAUGCUGCCGCAGCUCACAGCGAGCAUCGCGGCGUUCUGGUUGAUGGCAUAUGUCGUUGCGAGUGCUGCAGCGCUGACUGAAAAGUGCAAGAAGGCAGCUUCCUUUGUGAAUAGCUUGCAGGCUUGCUUACCCGGGCAAGGGAGGGCUGAGAUUAGGCGACUGGUCGGCUACAUGGAGAGCAGCGAAUCUGGCAUCUUCUUUGGGGGAUCCAAGCUCGAUCUCUCCUUGUAUUCAAAGCUGCGGUACUUGACCUUCAGUGCCUCGGUCUGCUUGGCCGUACGCUUCCAGACCCUGCCGGAGAAACACAAGGAUCAGCUCGCAGAACAGUGGGGCCGUUUCCUGCAUGCUUUGGCUGUGUGGGAGUGA